Messenger RNA from Vidua macroura (Pin-tailed whydah), 947 nucleotides. RefSeq names its product RNA polymerase II, I and III subunit H (gene POLR2H). Lineage: Eukaryota; Metazoa; Chordata; Aves; Passeriformes; Viduidae. The transcript has 5 exons. Gene Ontology annotation, biological process: DNA-templated transcription. The record is from RefSeq and is a predicted model, not a curated record. Gene Ontology annotation, cellular component: RNA polymerase III complex; RNA polymerase I complex; RNA polymerase II, core complex. Gene Ontology annotation, molecular function: DNA-directed RNA polymerase activity. The coding region runs from base 113 to 565 and encodes 150 amino acids.
GAACGGGCCCCGCCCACCGUGAAGCCGCUUCCGCCCGGCCCCGGCGGUGAGUUUGCGUCAUCAGCGUGCGCCGGGCGGGAGCGGCGCCGGGAGCGGGAGCGGAGCCGCUGCCAUGGCCGGGAUUCUCUUCGAGGACAUCUUCGACGUGAAAGACAUCGACCCAGAGGGCAAGAAGUUCGACCGCGUGUCGCGCCUGCACUGCGAGAGCGAGUCCUUCAAGAUGGAUCUCAUCCUGGACGUGAACAUCCAGAUCUAUCCCGUGGAUCUCGGGGACAAAUUCCGCCUGGUCAUCGCCAGCACCUUGUAUGAGGACGGCACCCUGGACGAUGGCGAGUACAACCCCACGGAUGACCGGCCGUCCAGGGCAGACCAGUUUGAGUACGUGAUGUAUGGCAAGGUGUACCGGAUCGAGGGGGACGAGACCUCCACGGAGGCGGCCACGCGCCUCUCUGCCUAUGUGUCCUACGGGGGGCUGCUCAUGCGGCUGCAGGGAGACGCAAACAACCUGCACGGGUUUGAGGUGGACUCUCGCGUUUACCUGCUGAUGAAGAAGUUGGCCUUCUAGCACACCUCCAUGGGCUGCCCCACAGACAUCCAGCUGGAGCCCUGGGAGCCCACGUUCUGCUCCAGCAUCCAUGCUGCCCAGCCUCCUCAGAGCUGAGGAGGCAGGAGCAGUCCCCCUCCUCAUCCCAGUGUCUUCUGACUCCUGCUGGGAUCCACAUCUCUGUUUGCAAGGAGAGAGGUGCCUGACAUCUGAGUGGACACCAUGCUGGGUGCUCCGGUCUUGCCUGAUGGCAUCUCCUCACCUUUGCCUGUGCUCAACAGCCCUGGCUCUGGCCAGGAGCAACUGGACUAGGACAGCUGCCUGCCUGCCUCUGAGGACCAUUCCCUCGGGAGCCAUCCUGAGGCAGGCUGCCUUGGUUUUGAUUAAACUGGGAUGUUUUGUA